AGUUCUUGGUGUUGGUUCCCGCUCCUGACUCCUAGAUCCUGAGUCUGUAGAUCGUGGACGUCGUUGUAAGCUCAACCAGCUAUCUGAGUCUGGUGGAUGCAGGAUCGCCCACGCGCACCCCGACACAAGUUUUGCAACAAACAACGUGGAGAAAGCCGGGCACCUUCCAACCAUUCCUGAUUCUGGCUGUGGAGCGUGGUACACCUACGUUACGAGUACGGCGAAGAUCGUAUUGUAAAGCAGUAAAGGCUGAUUGGUUGCCAAAGAAAUCAUAACAACCGAUUGAGUUUCUCGAUCGCCGACUUGCUAACAUAGUAACAGCCUUUCUACAAGUACAAGGUACCUGGUUACUAGUAGUUGUGGGUGUGAUUUUUUUGCCUGUGACCUCUGUGCUGGUGACGGUUUGAAAGAGAACUUUACGACUACGAGUCGAUACUACAUGUACUGGCGGCUAGCUAGCCUAGUGAAGUUGUAACACUGCUGACUAUGGCGGCGAUCUCAAUCCAGAGGAAGAUACCAGCGGUGUCUGUACUGCUUGUGGCCUUGAUGGUUGGCUCGGCGAGCGCCCGGAAUCCUGGAAUAUCUCUCCGAUUGUCCGAGGCGUUCUUCUCCUACUUGUUGAAGGACUUUGCCAGCCCUCUAGUUCAAGAGAAAAUUGGCUCUGUGAAGAUACCAGAUCUGACAUCGCAUAUCCCCUAUAUCAACACGGAUAUCUAUCUGACAGACCUGACGUUGGACCCGAACACGUAUCGCCUGCAUCCCUCCUCCUACCUCAUCCCCAACACGAACUUGACAGGCCUGGAGGCGUACGUCGGUGUCUACAUCAACGGCAACGGCCACUGGAAGACGCGCACGCGCUGGUGGCCACACAUCUCCGAGUCCGGCAGUGUUCACUACAACACUAACCCGAUGUGGGUCAGGGUCGCUGUUUCCAUGCACCCGGGCAGCAACGGGAUCUGGAACUUCACUCUGUUGGAGGCUGGUGCAGAGAGCAACCUGGAGAUCAAGUUUACUGGAGAUGGGAUGAGUGGAAUCGACGUCGGUGCAUUGCGCAAGGACAUCAACAAGGAUGCCAGUGAGGCGGCGUCGGGAGAGUUGACUUCUCUGAUCAGUACGUUCCUGAGUGAUCUGACUCCCAUGCUGAAAAAGUACCUUCCAUACAUCUCCUACAAGAACUGCACGCGAUUCGGCAUUCCCGGCUGCCAAGACUUUGCGCUCAACCUGUCGCUGUCCAGCCCCGGAAUCUGGAAGCAGUACUGCUCGGCAGAAGUGCAGCUAAAUGGAUACUUGCUGUACAAAGGCCAUGCGUUCCUGCCGACGCCAGCCCAGCCGUUCCCAGUGCAGCAAGGCUGUGGUCCGCAUGACAUCUCUCUCUUCCUCUCCGGCGGGACAUUCAGCUCUCUUGUAGCUGCCAUCCUAGCGAGCGGACUGGUGCACGGAAACUUCCCAACGAAUAAAUUUGCAGACGACGCCUACUAUGAUCAAUACGUCCCACAGCUGAAGAAAUUUGGCCACUUACCAAUCUAUGCCAACUUGUCCCUGCUCAACAGUAGCAUGGUGAUCACGGCUAACGAGAUGAGGGUACAGUUCGGAGCAUCGUUCAACGUCCUCAUUGACACCACCCCGUCGCAGCUGCUGCCGGAGAAGAAGUUCGAGGAGGCAUUUGACAUGGUGAUAACGUGCACAGUGGGCAUGACGGCAUGGCUGACCAACAUCUCCACUCCGGAUGGCAUGAUGGCGUUGCUGUCACUCAACUUCUCCACAGCAAGGGUCGAUGGCGUGGAGCUACACAAUUCCACUGUCGGCGAUGUCGAUAUGGGGAAAGUGCAUGCAUUGAUGCAACAGUUGAUGAGCUCCGCAUUCAGCAACGCUGAUGAAUUCAUGGCCAAGGGUAUCCUGAUCAUACCCAAUCACCUCAAGAACGUAUCGCUGCGCCACCCAACAUUGGUGAUUGGGGAGGGCUACCUGGAGUUGGCCAUGGAUGUGGGUGUGUACAACAACACAGCAUUGCCAAAAUCCGCACACGGCCAACAGCUCAGCGAGGAUCAGCUACUGGCAAUGGAGAAAGCAGUGUCUCGCAUCGACCCGGACAAAGUGCCGCGCACAGCGCCCGGCGCCCUGGAGGCGGUGAUCGACGGCCUGCUGGAAAUGGGCGUUCUCAUCGGAAACCGAGCCAAAGAGUCGCUACUGAUGUUCGCACAGGGACCUUGAUCGUGCACGUACCGUCAUUCUCCAUGGGUAGCGCGUCUAUUGACCACAGUUAGGUAGAGAG
Molecule: messenger RNA, 2272 nt
Organism: Sycon ciliatum
Lineage: Eukaryota; Metazoa; Porifera; Calcarea; Leucosolenida; Sycettidae
Exons: 14
Coding region: 487-2211 (574 amino acids)
Molecular function (GO): lipid binding
Source: RefSeq, a predicted model, not a curated record